AAUCCAUGCCCCAACACCACUAGGUCUUGUACUUACUUAGCUAUCUAUUUUUUAUUCACGUCGCAGACCGCCUGGUCGUCUUCUUGCUCACAGCUACUUGGACUCUGAGAAACCAUCGGCUUCGUGAUCCCUCUCGUCUAACGACUUGUCAUCUCGUUAACCGACGUUGAGCAAUCUGCCCACUAUGCAAAUCAGCACUAUCCUCGCCGCCGCCGGUGUCCUCCUGGCCGGCACUGCGGCCGCGGCACCAAUUCCGGCGAAGCAAGCGGUCAACGCCGUGAUAGUAGUGGCGCAGUCGACCGACGUGGCCGCUCCUGACCCAGUCCACACGGUCCAUAUCUUUGACGCAGAGCCGAUUCCGUCACCACUUUCCUUGGAGGGAGUAGUGUUGAUUCAACCGGUGUACCACAAGACCACCACGGUGACAAGCACCCAGCAGCCCACCCCCUCUGCCACGGUGACGAGCACCCCGGAGCCUGCUCCCACCACCGGGACGCCGUCUCCUACCUCGACAACGUCUCCCUCCACAACGGUGACGAGCACCUCGCAGUCUGCUCCCACCACCUGGACGCCGACUUCCUCCACCACAUCGUCGGACGCCUCGGAGCCAACUCCCACCAGCACGACCAUAAGCAGCGGGACGCCGACUGUGACCAGCCCCUCGCAGUCAACUACCACCACCACGGUCAUAGACUCCUGGACGCUGACCUUCCCCUGGCCGGUUCCGAGUGUGACGGGCACCUGGACGCCGACUCUCACCUGGCCGACGCCGACCGUGACGGGCACCUCGGAGCCAACUCUCACCACCACGGUCACGAGCACCCUGAAGCCCACGACUACCGUCACGGUUACCGUCACCCCAACCACCUCACCGUCAUGGACCUCCCCGACUUCCUCUAUUCCUACCUCUUCCCCUACCUCUUCUCCCACCUCUUCUCCCACCUCUUCUCCCACCUCUUCUCCCACCUCUUCUCCCACCUCUUCUCUCACAUCAACGGAGACACAGCCCACGACGACUACUACUACCACAAAGUCCCAUCACAGCGAGACGUGGACGGUCCACGGAUACCCGUUCGGGGGAUGGCCUACUCACGGGGCUUCUAAACAUCCACAAUAGCUGGACAGUGUCAGGUUAGGAAUCCCGCUCAAGAUAGUCUGACGGACGCCAGUAUGUGCUGGAUAACUGCGUGCUUGGACCAGGGCAGGCGGAGGAACGAACCGGGUCUCUCUUACCUCGACUGUAUGCGACCGUGAUGGUGGGAGGACCAGGUCUGCCCUUGCUGUAUUUCGCCUCCUCGUUGAUGCAUCAGAUGCUACCUUCAUUACUUCUCCUCGGUUACCAUAGAUAGUUCCCUAUCGAUACAAACGUUACUGCUCACCUUGCUAGAGACAACUGCUAAGUUAAUUGACGUUAGAAGCCGUGGUGUUGCUAGCAUUCAUCAAGCCCAGACUGCGAACCUACCUUCCUUAGGGUAAGGAAGGCCCGAGUGAUUGGUCAGAACCGGUGCGGGGUGCUCAGGUGGUGGGGUAGUUGAGUCGGUAGUGUACGU
Phialemonium atrogriseum is the source of this 1550-nucleotide messenger RNA. RefSeq lists its product as uncharacterized. The transcript has a single exon. Bases 185 to 1117 code for a protein of 310 amino acids. The record is from RefSeq and is a predicted model, not a curated record. NCBI's taxonomy places the organism in Eukaryota, Fungi, Ascomycota, Sordariomycetes, Cephalothecales, Cephalothecaceae.